AUGGCCCGGGUGCUCAAGAUGGACGAGCUGAUCGAGUCCGAGCUGAUGCACGACUUCGACACCAGCCUCUCGGAUAUCGGGCAGGAGCCGGGCGCCGGCGCCUACAGCAUGAGCGAUGUCUUGGCAUUGCCCAUUUUCCAGCCGGAUGACUUCAGCCUUCCCUUGGAGGGGGAAACUGAACAGCCACCCUUUCGGUACGUGAUGUGUGCUGCAACAUCGCCAGCAGUAAUGCUGCAUGAUGAAACUCUCACUUACUUGAACCAAGGUCAGUCCUAUGAAAUUCAGUUGCUGGAUAAUCGGAAAGCGGGAGAUAUGACUGAGAUUAGCGGGAAAUUUGUCAGGAGCAUCAUAAGGGUUGUAUUCCAUGACAGACGGCUACAGUAUACACAGCAUCAACAACUUGAAGGUUGGAAGUGGAAUCGCCCAGGAGACAGACUUCUCGAUUUAGAUAUUCCACUGUCUGUGGGAAUAAUGGGCACAAGGACAAAUCCAAGCCAGUUGCAUGCAGUUGAAUUUCUGUGGGACCCUGCAAAACGCACGUCUGCUUUCAUUAAGGUACACUGCAUCAGCACAGAAUUUACUCCACGGAAGCACGGAGGUGAAAAGGGAGUGCCUUUUAGGAUCCAGGUGGACACCUUUAAGCGGAAUGAAAACGGGGAAUAUACAGAUCAUCUGCACUCGGCUAGCUGCCAAAUCAAAGUUUUUAAGCCUAAAGGUGCAGACAGGAAACAAAAAAAAGACCGGGAGAAGAUGGAGAAGAGAACAGCUCACGAGAAAGAAAAGUAUCAGCCGUCUUAUGAUACCACAAUCCUCACAGAGAUGAGGCUUGAGCCUGUCCUUGAAGAUGUACUUGAACAUAAGCAGAAAAACUCCAGCAAGAGGACUUUGCCAGCAGACUACGGUGAUUCUCUGCCAAAGCGAAGCAGUUGUUCUCCCUGGCCCAGCACCCCCACGGCCUAUGUGAACAGCCCUUCUCCAGCGCCCACUUUCACCUCCCCAUGGCAGAGCACUUGCAGUGUCCCAGACAGCAUUUCUUCUUCGCCAAAUCAUCGGGGGUAUGGUGUUUCACAGGCCUCUGGUGAACAGAUUCAACCUUCAGCUACGACCCAGGAAACACAGCAAUGGCUGAUCAAAAACAGAUUCUCUUCCUACGCAAGACUGUUUUCUGAUUUUUCAGGUGCCGACUUAUUAAAACUGACGAAGGAGGAUUUAGUUCAAAUUUGUGGAGCAGCCGAUGGAAUUCGGCUCUAUAAUUCACUGAGGUCAAGGUUGGAUAAGCCCCGUUUAACCAUCUAUGUCUGCCAGGAGCAGCCAAGAAGCACACCAUCCCAAGGACUGCAGGAAGCUGCAGGCAGCGGAGGCGAGAGCGGCCUUGGGAUACCGUACAUUUAUCAUGCAAUCUACUUGGAAGAAAUGGUUGCCUCAGAAGUUGCCCGAAAACUUGCAUUGGUGUUUAAUAUUCCUUUCCAUAAAAUUAACCAAGUUUACAGACAAGGUCCUACUGGUAUUCACAUUCUUGUUAGUGACCAGAUGGUUCAGAACUUUCAAAACGAGAGUUGUUUUUUAUUCUCCACCUUAAGAGCUGAAAACGGUGAUGGUAUCCACCUGUGUUUGAAGUGA
Molecule: messenger RNA, 1620 nt
Organism: Cynocephalus volans (Philippine flying lemur)
Lineage: Eukaryota; Metazoa; Chordata; Mammalia; Dermoptera; Cynocephalidae
Product: upstream-binding protein 1-like
Exons: 1
Coding region: 1-1620 (539 amino acids)
Biological process (GO): regulation of transcription by RNA polymerase II
Cellular component (GO): nucleus
Molecular function (GO): DNA-binding transcription activator activity, RNA polymerase II-specific; RNA polymerase II cis-regulatory region sequence-specific DNA binding
Source: RefSeq, a predicted model, not a curated record